AUGGUCAAGAUUAACUGCGAAGCCCCCGUCGAGGGCAUUGUCGGAGCAUACACGGACAACAGCUUUGCCUUCCAAGCCUCCAUCACCAGCCUGAUAGGUUGCGCCAUGUACAGUGCCCUCGAGUUGAUCGUCCUGGUCUUCUUGGUAUUCAGCCGCUACCAUGGCCUGUACUUCUGGAGCCUCCUCAUCACAUCAUCCUGCGGCAUCAUCCCGGAUGCGCUUGGCCUAGUAUUGAAAUACUUUGAGCUCGCACCAAUCUGGAUACCCGUCACUCUAUCAACGGCUGGCUGGACGAUCAUGGUAACUGGCCAGUCGCUAGUACUGUACUCACGACUACAUCUGGUAGUCUAUAACACCAAAGUACUCCGCUUCGUGCUGGGGAUGAUCAUCUUUGAUGCGAUCACUAUGCAAAUUCCGCAAAUCAUUGCCUCAUACGGCGCGGUUUUUGCCUGCCAAAAACAUUUCAUGCGCUUUUUCAAUAUCUGGGAGAAAGUGCAGCUGACUGUAUUCUUUGUGCAAGAGAUCAUUAUCUCAACGAUCUUCAUCGUGGCAGCAAUGAGGCUUAUGCGUCUGAAUCCGACAUGGACCAAGCGAAGAUCCAAUCUCAUGUUUCAGCUGCUUACGAUGAAUUUUGCGAUCAUAGCGAUGGAUGUCUCCCUUUUGACACUGGAGUUCUUGAGCUUGUUUAUCUUACAGACGGUGCUGAAGGUCUUUUUUUAUACUGUCAAGCUGAAGCUGGAGAUUGCGGUGUUGUCGCGGUUGAGUGCUUUUGCUCGGUCGCAUUACCAAGAUGAAAGCUCUGGGUUGAGCGGAUUAACUUGA
Messenger RNA from Penicillium atrosanguineum, 822 nucleotides. RefSeq lists its product as uncharacterized. The transcript has a single exon. The coding region runs from base 1 to 822 and encodes 273 amino acids. The record is from RefSeq and is a predicted model, not a curated record. NCBI's taxonomy places the organism in Eukaryota, Fungi, Ascomycota, Eurotiomycetes, Eurotiales, Aspergillaceae.